AUGGCCAAUAAACCGAUGCGGUUGCUCGAAAAGUACGACAUUCUGCUCGACCAUUUGGACUUCGAUUACAUCCGUCGGUGCGGGUGCGCGCGAAAACUAGAAAACAUCGUCCAAGUGCUGCGUUCCGGUGAGGAGGGUUACUUUCCGCAGCUCACCACAUUCGCCGAGGAGCGGCUCAGGGCGGUGCUCCCCGGUAGUCGGCUGCUGCGCAAGGAGCAGCCCCUGGCCACUCGCCACACGCUGCCCGAGGAAGAGUGGGAUGCCAUCUCGGCCCAGCUAAACCAGUGGCAGGACGAGAUGAAGACCCUCGCCGGUACCAUUCAGUCCAGCGGGACGGCCAAUGCUGCCGAAAGGCCUGAGUUACCGCCGGUGCGGCAGGUCCUCCCGGUAGCGGAGCAGUCGGGGCUUAGUGGAUGCGCGAACCCAAAGAAGGGUGCAGAACGUAUCGGAUCGUGUGACUACGGUAGGUGGGACCACUACGAUCCGGAGGCGGAAAUGUUGAAGAUGGACCUGGACGAAGAGCGACACCGUGAGUUCGUGCGGAUGGAGAACCAGAAAAAUUUGGCCAAACCCAAAAUUGAGGAGCUACCUCCGAAGGUGGAGUUGAGCGAGGCCGAGAGGGGUGCCAUAGCCAACAGAAUGCGCGAGAAGGGAAACGACUACUUUCGCGCCAAGGAGUACCGGGAAGCGGUUGAGGAGUACAGGAAGAGCCUGAACGUUGCACCGACGGCCGUUUGUUUCAACAAUCGGGCAAUGGCGUACAUAAAGCUGCAGCGCUACAAGGAAGCGAUAGCCGAUUGCGACGAGUGUCUCUCGCGGGAGCCAGCAAACAUAAAGGCUCUCCUGCGGAAAGCCCAGGCAUUGGUGUCCAACGACAAUCGGCGUGAGGCUUACAGGGUCUACGGUGAGGUGCUUCGACUCGAACCAGCCAACAAGGUGGCGCUCUCCAACACGUCCCAACUACGAGCCCAACUUCCCGAUCUUCCGCCACCGAACGCGGUUCGGAUGGCGAUCGAGGAGGUGGGCAGCGCUCAGCAGGACUCGGCCGAUGACAUCGACUUCCGUGCGCUGGUGAAACCGAAAAAAAUCAUCAAGGAUAGGCUUCCGGAGGCGCUCAAGCAGCUGAAGGCGGACACGGCCAGUGCGCUGCGCAAAAGUGCCGCGACCGCACGCGAAGAACCCGAGAUCCGGUUACGCCCCGAAACCACCGGUACUCGCCGCACUCCGUUGAUUGAGGAACUAUAG
Anopheles cruzii is the source of this 1245-nucleotide messenger RNA. RefSeq names its product sperm-associated antigen 1 (gene Spag1). The record is from RefSeq and is a predicted model, not a curated record. Gene Ontology annotation, cellular component: mitochondrion; cytosol. Bases 1 to 1245 code for a protein of 414 amino acids. Gene Ontology annotation, molecular function: heat shock protein binding. NCBI's taxonomy places the organism in Eukaryota, Metazoa, Arthropoda, Insecta, Diptera, Culicidae. The transcript has 3 exons.